AUGGCCUUCACUCUCGGCAUGGAUUUCUUCAACAAUGCAACCUACUCCUCCUUCGCAGAUGCGAUGCUCCCGCACACUCGCAACACCUACUGGCACGAGUUCGAUGAAAUCUCAAAAUACAACGUCUCACUGAACUACUUCGAGAAACUAUGGGCUGCGUGGUACGCGUACAUGGGCAACGAUGUUCUCGCCACGGGCAUCAUGAGCUUCGUCAUGCAUGAGACAGUUUACUUUGGACGGAGUCUGCCAUGGAUUAUCAUCGACCAGAUCCCAGCAUUUAACAAAUACAAGAUUCAAAACCACAAAAUACCAUCCGCGAAGGAACAGUGGGACUGCGCAAUGCUCGUCUUGUUGUCCCACUUCACCGUCGAGCUUCCUCAGAUCUGGGGCUUCCACCCUAUGGCACAAUAUUUCGGCCUUUCCACUACCGUACCGUUCCCAUCUCUCCUGACCAUGGCCUACCAAAUCGCGAUCUUUUUCGUCUUCGAGGAUACUUGGCACUACUGGAUGCACCGUGCUAUGCACUGGGGACCGCUGUACAAAUACAUUCACAAGAUUCACCACCAAUAUUCAGCCCCUUUCGGUCUCGCCGCCGAGUACGCCAGUCCAAUCGAGGUCAUGGUCUUAGGACUCGGUACUGUCUCGGGACCAAUUCUGUGGUGCGCAAUCACGAAGGAUCUCCACAUUCUGACCAUGUACGUAUGGAUUGUGCUCCGUCUCUUCCAGGCCAUCGAUGCGCACUCCGGUUACGAAUUCCCCUGGAGCUUGCACCACUUCCUGCCAUUCUGGGCCGGCGCCGACCACCACGACACCCACCACGAGAAGUUCAUCGGUAACUACUCCAGCUCUUUCAGAUGGUGGGACUACUGCCUGGACACCGAGAGUGGUCCGGAAGCGGCCAAGCGCAGACGCGACAAGAAGUUGGCCAAGGCCAAGAAGGCACAAUAG
This is a messenger RNA of Dissoconium aciculare CBS 342.82, 948 nucleotides long. Its product is annotated as ERG25, C-4 methyl sterol oxidase. Lineage: Eukaryota; Fungi; Ascomycota; Dothideomycetes; Mycosphaerellales; Dissoconiaceae. The transcript has 3 exons. Gene Ontology annotation, molecular function: iron ion binding; C-4 methylsterol oxidase activity. Gene Ontology annotation, biological process: ergosterol biosynthetic process. Bases 1 to 948 code for a protein of 315 amino acids. The record is from RefSeq and is a predicted model, not a curated record.